This is a messenger RNA of Exserohilum turcica Et28A, 2619 nucleotides long. RefSeq lists its product as uncharacterized. Gene Ontology annotation, molecular function: small GTPase binding; nuclear import signal receptor activity. The transcript has 5 exons. The coding region runs from base 1 to 2619 and encodes 872 amino acids. Gene Ontology annotation, cellular component: nucleus; cytoplasm. The record is from RefSeq and is a predicted model, not a curated record. NCBI's taxonomy places the organism in Eukaryota, Fungi, Ascomycota, Dothideomycetes, Pleosporales, Pleosporaceae. Gene Ontology annotation, biological process: protein import into nucleus.
AUGGAUAUCAACCAGGUGUUGGAGGGAACUUACGCUGCCGAUGCCAGCAUUCGUAACAGCGCAGAGCAGCAGCUGCAGCAGGCUGCCGACUCCAACUUUCCUCAAUAUCUCACUGUCCUCGGUGGCGAACUCGCAAAUGAACAAGCCGCGCCGCAAAUUCGGCAGGCAGCCGCCCUGGCGCUGAAGAACGCUUUCACCGCCCGCGAAUAUGCCCGGUUACGUCAGGUCCAGGAACGAUGGCUCGGCCUCGACCCCCAGAUCAAGCAACAAGUCAAGCAAAUGGCCCUCAGCACCCUCGCCACGCCAAACAAGGGCGUGGGCUCUGCUGCCGCACAAUUCAUUGCCUCGGUCGCCGCCAUCGAGAUACCCCGCAACCAAUGGCCGGAGCUCAUGACGACGCUCGUCGAGAAUGUCGGUCAGGGCAGCGACAGCCAAAAGCAAUCUUCGCUCACGACAAUUGGCUUUGUGUGUGACACAGACGACGUGGAGCUGCGCGACGCCCUGGCACACCACUCCAAUGCCAUCCUGACGGCCGUUGUCCAGGGUGCCCGCAAGGAGGAGACCAACAACGAUGUCCGCGUGGCCGCCAUCAACGCCCUCAGCGACUCGAUUGAAUUCGUCCGCUCCAACUUUGACAACGAGGGCGAGCGCAACUACAUCAUGCAGGUCAUCUGCGAGGCUACACAGGCCGACGACACGCGCAUUCAACAAGGCUCGUACGGAUGCCUGAACCGCAUCAUGGGCCUCUACUACGACAAGAUGCGCUUCUACAUGGAGAAGGCGCUAUUUGGUCUGACAAUCCAGGGCAUGAAGAGCGACGAAGAGGAUGUUGCCAAGCUAGCCGUGGAGUUCUGGUGCACCGUCUGCGAGGAGGAGAUUGCCAUUGAGGAUGACAACACACAGGCCCAGGCUGAGGGCUCCACGGAGCUGCGAGAAUACUUCAACUUUGCCCGUGUCGCCACUCAAGAAGUCGUCCCUGUGCUGCUAGAGCUCAUGGCUAAGCAGGAUGAGGACGCUGAUGACAACGAGUACAACACUUCGCGUGCCGCAUACCAAUGUCUGCAGCUGUGGGCUCAAUGUGUCGGCAGCGGCGUCAUGCCGCCUGUUCUGGCUUUUAUUGAAAAGUACAUUCGCUCUGAAGACUGGCAUUACAGGGAUGCGUCUGUUUCGGCCUUUGGCGCCAUCAUGGAGGGGCCCGAGGAAUCAGUUCUGGACCCUAUUGUCAAGCAAGCGCUGCCGACUCUGAUUGGCAUGAUGGACGACCAGAACAUCCACGUCAAGGACUCGGCUGCCUACGCAUUGGGCCGCAUCUGCGAAGCCGUUCCCAGCGCGCUGGACGCACAGCAGCAUCUCCCCCCCCUCAUUGGCGCCCUCUUCAACGGACUUGCCAGCAACCCCAAGAUGGCCGCUUCUUGCUGCUGGUCGCUGAUGAACCUGGCUGAUCGGUUUGCGGGAGAGCCUGGAUGCCAAAGCAACCCGCUAUCGCCUCACUUUGCGCAGAGUGUGCAGAGCCUUCUGCAGGUUACCGAGCGAGCUGAUGCCGACAACACACUGCGCACUGCUGCGUACGAAGUGCUCAACUCGUUUGUCAACAAUGCCGCUGGCGACAGUGUUCCGCUUGUUAACGAACUCUCAAAUGUCAUCCUGGAGCGCUUGGACAAGUCGAUGGCGCUCCAGUCGCAGGUUGUCAACGUUGAAGACAAGCUGACUCUCGAGGAGAUGCAGACCAGCUUGGCCAGUGUCAUCAUGACCAUCAUCCAGCGUCUCGAGACCGACAUCAAGCCUCAGUCUGACCGUAUCAUGCAGGCCUUGCUGAGUCUUUUGUCGUCGCUACCGCCCAAGUCUAGUGUACCCGAUACCGUAUUCGCUGCUAUUGGAUCCAUUGCGACUGCGCUCGAGGACGACUUCCAAAAGUACAUGGAGGCAUUCUCUCCCUUCCUCUACAAUGCCCUGAACAACCAGGAGGAGCCCGCGCUUUGCUCCAUGGCCAUUGGUCUCGUUGCUGACAUUACCCGAUCGCUCGGAGAGAACGUUCAGCCCUACUGCGACGCCUUCAUGAACUCUCUACUCAACAACCUCCGUAGCCCUGCUCUGGGCAACCAGCUCAAGCCUGCUAUCCUGCAAUGCUUCGGGGACAUUGCACACGCCAUCCACGGCGCCUUUGAGACCUACCUUCCUGUAGUCGCCCAAGUGCUCCAACAAGCUGGUCAGGUGACUCUUACGACCGAGGGCAACUACGAGAUGAUUGACUACAUCACCUCUCUCCGGGAAGGCAUCAUGGACGCGUGGGACGGAUGCAUUGUCGCGAUGAAGAGCAGCAACAAGACUCAGCUCAUUGUCCCGUACAUGGACUCGAUUUUUGAUCUUCUGCGAACCAUUCAGCAAGACAGCAACCGCACCGAGGCUCUCCUCCGAUCUUCGUGCGGUGUCAUUGGUGACCUUGCCGACGCCUUCCCUGCAGGUGACUUUAGGGAAUACUUCCGCCACGACUUCCUUACCGCCAUGGCGAGGGAGACACGCGCGAAUGCAGACUUUAGCGGCCGCACGCGCGACACUGCUCGAUGGGCACGCGAGCAGAUCAAGCGCCAGAUUGGCGGCGGCCAAGGCGUCAUGGCCUGA